Molecule: messenger RNA, 1752 nt
Organism: Mugil cephalus (flathead mullet)
Lineage: Eukaryota; Metazoa; Chordata; Actinopteri; Mugiliformes; Mugilidae
Exons: 6
Coding region: 283-996 (237 amino acids)
Source: RefSeq, a predicted model, not a curated record
UAUUCAAGCAUUAACCAUAUGGCAGUCACUGCUCAAGUCUCGUCUCUUUCUCAGCUAAUAUGUCUGCACUUCCCCUGCAGGGGUUGGCUACAACUGACCUCAUUGCUCAAAAACAAAAGUGAAAGCAUUUCACUGACAGGGAGGAGCUGCAGUUCUUAGUCUAAGCAAGACGGACAUGUCAGAUACACUUAGAAAAUUAUCAAUCUUUAUCAAUACUGUAAGCAAAUUCUUCAGAAUAUUUGAAAUAAUCCCUGCGAGGCUUUGAACAGCUGAAACUCUACCAUGCUCAAACUCCUGCUUGAUUUGUUUAGUUCUAUUUGUGUGCUCCUUUAUCCUUCCUCAGUUCAAAGAUCAGUGUUGAGGAACUUUCAUAUCUACUGCACUGGAAGAACAAAUGGAGCUCAUCAGUUCAUUGUUCAGAAGAUUAAAAAUCUUGGACAGACUGAGGUGAUGCCUUUUGAAGAUUGUGACUACCUUCUGGUUUUCUGUCCCAUCACUUCACGAGUUGGAACAGACAUCAGUGAGGCCAUGGACCGAGUCAGUCAAGGUUAUGGAAAUAAACCAAUCAUCCUGGUGGUGAUGCAUCACACCUUCGAUCCUGAACAUGUUGUAGCUGAAAGUGGGCGACACGUGGAGAACACAAAUGUCCUCCUCACUGUGGACACUCUGUUUUAUGAGGACAAACUCCUCAAUUGUAAGCGCAAUGAGAUUGCAUUGGAUGAAAUCAAGAAAUCUCUUCCUUUAGAGCAUUACUGGACUCAAACUCUCACCAACUGGUGGAACAAAAUUGUGAUGUGGGGACAAGACAGAGUGUGCUCCAUCCCGGUGCCUGCCACCAUGAGAAGGUGGAACAAAAUUGUGAUGUGGGGACCAGUCAGAGUGUGCUCCAUCCUGGUGGCUGCCACCAUGAGGGUGCUACAAUGUAUUUUGAGAAGUAUUUUUCCCUUCUUCUCUUUUAUUGUGCAUAGUUUCAUGCUAAAUACUGUUAGGAUUUAAAAAUAAAAGACAGAACCACAAGGUAGGGAAAACUUGUUUCAAUAGCACUCCAGUUUAAAUGUUACAUAAUCACACUUUUACAGGGAGUAACACUCUGUUUUGGCUUGAAAUUUGCAUUUGCUGAAUUUCUUGCAGUUACACAAAAGUUAAAAUUAAAUUUUAUACAAUCAGUUUUAAGUUGAACUACGUCAACAAGUUCAAAGCAAUUCCAUUACUCAUGCUGAAUCUUUCUGAAUGUUAUUCUUUGACCAGUUGUGUUAGGCUACAGUCCUUACUGUAUUGGCGUAAGUUUGAUUUCAGAGUUGUCCCCUCAUCUACUGCCUUUCAAUGACUUAUCAAAAACACUCUAAAUGGUAAAUCACCUCACAUGCUUAAUUUCUCUAUUAUUUUCUUUUUUAGGGGUGAAGGAAGUUGUGAUGUGGGGACCAAUAAGACUGUGUUCCAUCCUGGUCGCUGCCACCACGAGGGUGCUACAAUGUAUUUUGGGAUUUUUUAUUUUCCUUCUUUCGUUUAUUAUGCACAGUUUCAAGCUAAAUAACUUGACACGCAUGUCAAAACAUUCCUUUCAAAUGGCAACAGCUGCCUUAUAUUAUCCUGUACAUUUUGUCUGUCAUCUCUUCUUUAAGAGAGCACAGACAUGAAUAAGUGUGCAACUCUCACUUAAUGGGAAGCCACGGUUUCAACCAAGGUUAUGUGGCAAGUUUUUUGACAUGUACAUGUUUAAAUGUGUGAAUCUGUGUUGAUCUUAUUUGUAAU